UGUCUACCGAAACAACCGAAAUAAACACUGAUAGCCACUUGGAUGCAAGAAGUAAUCUGACAGCAAUGGUUACUGAAGCAAGCAAUAACUCAACAGGCGCUGGUGAUGACACGGCAAAUUCAUCCGAACAAAUUAAACCCGUUAUUGUAUCCGAGUCUGAUAAUGCUCAAAAUGCAACAGCUAAUACAACAGUUGCUGGAGAUAUAAAACAAACCGAGGUAUUAGAGCAGACUGGCAACAAAACUUCUGAAGGAAACCUGCCUGAUAAUGAUGCAACAGUCUCUGUUAAACCGAAUAAUCGAGAUGCUGCUCCACAAGAAUCUCCUACUCUAGGGGCUAGUGCAUUAGAAAAGACGAUCGAACUUGUAGCUUCAAAUGAAACUGAGAACAUUUCUGGUAAUUUGGACAUAAAUGUGACAUCUAAUACCACUGAAAGCGACAAAUCCAAAGGUAGCACUGAAAGUAAUGAAGCAAACGAAACUCAGAAUAUCGACGCCACCGGGGAUGAGAUGUUCAAGGGCAAUACUCAAACAGGUGAAACCGAUGAAAAACCAGACUCUUCGUCUGUCAAUGAAAUUCUAGACUCAGUUAUACACGACGCAAUAGAUUCUUCUGACACUCAGAACAUACACGAGGAAAUUGCAACGGCUCGAACUGAUCUUGAUACGUUGCCGGACAUUCAAAACGAAGGAAUCGACAGUGAUGAAAAUUCAGCAGAGUGAAUUUAGAGAAUGCUGAUUGGGUUAUAGAAACUUUUGCUUGAUUCAAAAAUGUAUCAAGACAAGGUGUUCAAAGGUACAUAAGGUGUAAGAUUGUGUCUAGGUCUGGAUAUGUAUAAUUUAUUUGUUUCUUCCACUUUCUACUUUCAGCUACUAUUGCAUCUUUUAUUUUUAUGCUAGCUUCUUAUUCUUUCAA
Messenger RNA from Lathyrus oleraceus (garden pea), 915 nucleotides. RefSeq lists its product as uncharacterized. Bases 66 to 722 code for a protein of 218 amino acids. Lineage: Eukaryota; Viridiplantae; Streptophyta; Magnoliopsida; Fabales; Fabaceae. The transcript has a single exon. The record is from RefSeq and is a predicted model, not a curated record.